This is a messenger RNA of Ogataea polymorpha, 2181 nucleotides long. RefSeq lists its product as uncharacterized. Gene Ontology annotation, cellular component: endoplasmic reticulum; membrane. The record is from RefSeq and is a predicted model, not a curated record. Bases 787 to 2136 code for a protein of 449 amino acids. Lineage: Eukaryota; Fungi; Ascomycota; Pichiomycetes; Pichiales; Pichiaceae. Gene Ontology annotation, biological process: transmembrane transport. The transcript has a single exon.
GCCCACGCCAGGGUCGGCAAAAAACCGCGCUCCCGGUCUCAGGAGUUCGAGUAUGGCAAGUCGCUGCCCCCUCUGUCUCCUAGCAUUAUCACCCGGAACAAGGGUCCGGAGACUGGAUUUUUUGUGUCGUCCGUUGCGGCAGGUCCGGCAGCAGACUCGUUCCAGAUCAAGACCACCAAGCCCAAAGCGGACGGCCUGCUUUCUGUUCUCAGAGCAGCAGAGAACCUGGACGCCAAUCCGUUCUACACCUCCAUUGUGUCGACCGUGUCGUCCUCGUCGUCUUCCGCGUCGUCGUCCUUUUCAUCUUCGAAUUUCCCUAUCAGUCCGCUAGCUUCGUCCACCUCGCUUAUCAGCAGCCAGUACCAAUACCAAUACCCCCCAAGAGCACUCGAAAUCCCGUACAAGUCCAAAGCUGAGCACCCUGUGGCCUCCGAAACAGACAUCAAGCGCAAAAUGAGCAUCAGCGAUUUACUUCUAUAGGUUUUCUAGUGAUUUAACAUUCAGCACGAUGUUGGCAACGCCAAGGUGCUUUUCAAGGCCGUGUAAUUAAUUAUUUUUUGCUACCACCAAACUGCGCCAAGAUUGGUCGCCUCUCAGGCUAAAAUUCCUUCUUUAACAGACACUCUCUUUUUAAUUGAAACAGUUUGGACUUUCUAGCUCCGUGUACUGACUUCGCCAAAUCAACAAUCUAUUCAUCCAGAGAUCCAGAGUCGUCAACAACAUUGCUAUCAUCCAGAGCAUUCAGAGCGCCCUGAGCCGUUUCAUAUGUUUGCGGAAUCGUAUUUCAUGGCAGUCGCCAGUGACGGAUUAUCCUACCAGCAGAUUACUUUCUUGACCUUUCAGGCUGUUACUGAAGUUGUUAUCAUCUGUCUAGCGGGCUUUUGGGCCGCAAAAACAGGUCUCCUCAACAAUGAAGCCACAAAAAUCAUUUCCCGGCUGAAUGUCGACCUCUUCACGCCAGCCCUUAUCUUUUCGAAAUUGGCCUCCUCUCUGUCGUUUCAGAAAGUGCUCGAGGUUAUUGUCAUUCCUAUAUUCUACGCACUCAUCACAGGAAUCUCCUACGUUGCCUCCAUCUGGAUGUCGUCCCUUCUUGGGCUGCCCGAGCCCGAGGCCAAUUUUGUCACAGCCAUGGCUGUCUUUGGUAAUUCGAACUCUCUGCCCGUGUCUCUGACUUUGGCGCUUGCAUACACCUUGCCGGGUCUUGAAUGGGACGAGAUCGAAAAUGACACGCCGGACCAGAUCGCCUCCAGAGGUUUGAUUUACUUGCUCAUUUUCCAGCAACUAGGACAAGUGCUCAGAUGGUCUUGGGGUUACAACACGUUGUUGAAAAAACGUUCUCCCUCUGUGGAGAUUGCUCUCAAUGACGAUCCCGAGAGCCAGUCUCUAGAGACCCAUAGGCCAUCCAGCUAUGGAUCGACAGACGAACACUCUAACGAAGAACAGGGAUUGCUCAGCCACCCGCCUCCUAAUCCCGGUAGGUGGAGCGAAGGUUCCUCGAUAUCUUCUCACGAGAGCCUCUCAAAGAGCGCCAAUAUCGACGUGGAGACCGAAAACCAGCAGGCAGAUGACAAAAGGCCGUUGCUACUUAGGAUCUGGAGCAAAUUCCUCUCCGCUAUGAAUCCACCUUUGUGGUCCAUGUUGAUCGCCAUCAUUGUCGCCAGCGUGCCUCAAAUCAGAUACGAGUUUUACGAAAAGCAGGGAUUCAUCCAAAACACACUGGCUUUAGCAAUAAAGCAACUUGGAUCGGUCUCAAUUCCACUGAUCCUGGUGGUAUUGGGAGCAAAUUUAGCUCCGUCCCAGGAUAUUCCUCCCGCUAGCCCCCACUACUCCAAAAUCGUGUUCGGAUCGCUUGUAUCAAGGAUGGUGCUUCCGUCCAUUGUGCUUCUCCCCAUCAUCACGCUAUGCGCCAAGUAUGUGGGGCUGAGCAUUCUUGACGAUCCGAUUUUUUUGGUCACUUCCUUUUUGCUUAUCACAUCUCCUCCAGCUAUCCAAUUGUCGCAAAUCUGCCAGCUGAACGAAGUGUUCGAGAGGGAGAUGGUGGGCGUGCUUUUCUACGGGUACGCGAUUCUGACAUUGCCGGUCACCAUAGUGAUUGUGGUUUCUGCGUUGGAGUGUUUGAAAUGGGCCAAGAUGUAAUAAAAUAAUAAUCUGCCAAUCAUAUAACGGUUAGAAAAAGAAAAG